AUGAGGAGUGACGUGGCACGUCUAAGGUGUGGGAAGACGAUUCCAUUGCUUGGAAUGGGAACUUAUUGUCCUCAAAAAGAUCGAGAGAGCACCAUCUCAGCCGUCCAUCAAGCCAUCAAGAUAGGGUAUAGACAUUUUGACACAGCAAAAAUAUAUGGAUCAGAAGAAGCUCUAGGAACUGCAUUGGGACAAGCUAUCGCUUGUGGAACUGUCCAGAGAGAAGAUAUCUUUGUCACUUCAAAGUUAUGGUCUAGUGAUCACCAUGACCCUAUCUCUGCCCUUACACAAACUCUCAAGACAAUGGGGCUAGAGUAUCUAGAUAGUUACUUGGUGCAUUGGCCAAUAAAGCUAAAGCCAGGAGUGAGUGAGCCUAUCCCAAAGGAAGAAGAGUUUGAGAAAGAUUUGGGGAUUGAAGAAACUUGGCAAGGCAUGGAGAGAUGCUUUGAGAUGGGUCUGUGUAGAUCAAUUGGUGUUAGCAACUUCUCAUCUAAAAAGAUUUUCGAUCUCCUCGAUUUCGCUUCCGUCUCUCCUUCAGUUAACCAGGUGGAGAUGCAUCCAUUGUGGAGACAAAGCAAGCUAAGGAAAGUGUGUGAAGAGAACAGGAUCCAUGUCAGUGGAUAUUCACCACUUGGUGGGCCAGGGAAUUGUUGGGGAUCAACAGCUGUGAUUGAACAUCCUGUCAUCAAAUCCAUUGCUCUCAAGCAUAAUGCCACUCCAGCUCAGGUGGCUCUGAGGUGGGGAAUGUCAAAAGGGGCAAGUGUGGUAGUGAAAAGUUUUAAUGGAGCAAGAAUGAGAGAGAAUAAGAGAGUAUCAGAGAUUAAAUUGGAUGAUCAAGACUUGUCACUCAUUGACCAAUUGGAGGAACGGAAGAUCAUGAGAGGAGAUUUCCUUGUUAAUCAGACCACUAGCCCUUACAAAUCCAUCCAACAACUUUGGGAUGAUGAGAUUUAAUUGACUAGGGUUUCACACUAUAUUUAAUCCAAAAUGUAAUUUCAUCUCGACA
This is a messenger RNA of Eutrema salsugineum, 1003 nucleotides long. RefSeq names its product NADPH-dependent aldo-keto reductase, chloroplastic. The coding region runs from base 1 to 951 and encodes 316 amino acids. Gene Ontology annotation, molecular function: aldose reductase (NADPH) activity. The record is from RefSeq and is a predicted model, not a curated record. The transcript is spliced from 5 exons. NCBI's taxonomy places the organism in Eukaryota, Viridiplantae, Streptophyta, Magnoliopsida, Brassicales, Brassicaceae. Gene Ontology annotation, cellular component: cytosol.